CGAAAAUCCUCGUAAAAUGUCACGUGUACGUUCUUUUUUCUCGCACAGAAUUCAUCAUGGGUAAGCCCAGGGGAAUUCAGACCGCUCGUAAACUGCGAACCCAUCGUAGAUUACAAAAGUGGCACGAUUUAGGCUACAAGAAAUCUCAUUUGGGAACAAGAUGGAAGGCCAACCCUUUCUCUGGAGCUUCUCACGCUAAAGGAAUCGUCCUUGAGAAAGUUGGAGUAGAAGCCAAACAGCCUAACUCUGCUAUCAGGAAGUGUGUAAGAGUACAGUUGAUCAAGAACGGCAAGAAGAUCACAGCCUUCGUACCCAAUGAUGGUUGUUUGAACUAUAUUGAGGAGAACGACGAGGUCCUCGUUGCUGGAUUCGGUCGUAAAGGUCAUGCUGUGGGAGAUAUUCCCGGAGUACGAUUCAAGGUGGUCAAGGUCGCUAACGUAUCUCUGCUCGCUUUAUACAAAGAGAAGAAGGAACGACCAAGAUCAUAGACACUUCUAAUUACCUGUAGCAGCCAACUUGUAUAAAUAAAUACCGUAACAAGA
This is a messenger RNA of Owenia fusiformis, 542 nucleotides long. NCBI's taxonomy places the organism in Eukaryota, Metazoa, Annelida, Polychaeta, Sabellida, Oweniidae. The record is from the annotation of a GenBank genome assembly.